AUGAGUGCCAAUGGAGGAAUGCCUAACGUCGGGGUCACAACUGCCAAACGUGCUGCCGAGCAGUUCGACCAAGAGUUUCAACGCUAUACGACCAAGCAGACUGGCAAGAGUGCGCGUGCAGUGGCCAUGGCUCGUGCGGAGCUGGCCAAGUACAAUGCACUGGUGUUCCAGGACAAGAAGCUCGAAGAAGCUGGUGCGAAGAAGGGGAGGCUGACGCUGGAGACGCGGGCGGCCUAUGAGAAACGGAUCAAGGAACUUGAAGACGCUCUGGAUUCCUUCCAUCUCUCGGUGGCCGGAUACAACAAGACAAAGGCCAUCUUGUCCUUUGUGCUGCUCGUGGUGUUUGCUCUUAUAAUGUUCUUCCAGCCAUGGGCCAAACACUUUGAAGACCCGACGGACCUCACGUACGAUGAGUACGCGACAAUGGAAGAAGCACCGACUCAGACGGUGGAACUGAGAGACGACGAGCUGUAG
This is a messenger RNA of Peronospora matthiolae, 474 nucleotides long. The record is from the annotation of a GenBank genome assembly. NCBI's taxonomy places the organism in Eukaryota, Oomycota, Peronosporomycetes, Peronosporales, Peronosporaceae.